Molecule: messenger RNA, 1684 nt
Organism: Hordeum vulgare subsp. vulgare (domesticated barley)
Lineage: Eukaryota; Viridiplantae; Streptophyta; Magnoliopsida; Poales; Poaceae
Product: homocysteine S-methyltransferase 4-like
Exons: 6
Coding region: 373-1455 (360 amino acids)
Biological process (GO): S-methylmethionine cycle
Molecular function (GO): zinc ion binding; S-adenosylmethionine-homocysteine S-methyltransferase activity
Source: RefSeq, a predicted model, not a curated record
CGGGACGGCAAUAUGCUAGAGUUGCUCUAAUCCGUGCGGCACGCGCAUGCUACGACACGCCGACACGGCCGCGCGCAUGCACGCAAGACGUGAAACAGCUACAGCGACACGUAUCGCCCCGCCUAUCGGUGUGGCUGCUUGGAGCGGUGGCCGCGUGCUGUCCCGGCCGCCGCCGUAGCAUACUACGUGCCGCAGUCCAAGGCCUCCGGACCGUCCCGACCCGGUCUUAAAAGCUCCACCGCGGCCGAUCGUCAUCUCCGCGUACCACUACCUGCAAUCACCUUCUCGAUAUCCUGCGUUCUUGUAUACCGGUAUACGUGCUCGGCGUGCGUGCUAGCUAAGCUAGGUGCUGAACGACAUCGGCCGGCUGCCAUGGGGCGUGGCGACGGGCACGACGACGCGCUGCGGCGGUGGCUGCGGGAAGCGGGCGGGUGGCUGGUGGUGGACGGGGCCCUGGGCACGGAGCUGGAGGCGCACGGCGCGGACUUGCAGGACGAGCUCUGGAGCGCCCGGUGCCUCGUCUCCGCUCCCCACCUCAUCCGCAAGGUCCAUCUCGACUACCUCGAGGCCGGCGCCAACAUCAUAACCACGGCGUCCUAUCAGGCCACGCUGCAGGGUUUCCAGUCACGAGGCGUGUCGAGGGAGCAGGGCGAGGCGCUGCUCCGGCGGAGCGUGCAGAUCGCGCAGGAGGCGCGCGCCAUCUUCGUGGAAGGCCGGUCGAAAGGCCCCUACGCCGCGCGUGAUGAGAAGGACGCCGUGGCGUCCGGAGCGCGCCGGCCCGUGCUGGUGGCGGCCUCCGUCGGGAGCUACGGGGCGUACCUCGCGGACGGCUCCGAGUACACUGGGGAUUAUGGCAGAUCCGUCACCAAGGAAGCGCUCAAGAACUUCCACAGGAGGCGGCUCCAGGUGCUGGCGGACGCAGGGCCGGAUCUCAUCGCCUUCGAGACCAUCCCAAAUAAGCUGGAAGCACAGGCUUACGCUGAGCUGCUGGAGGAGAACGACAUCAGGAUUCCCGCCUGGUUCUCCUUCACCUCCAAGGACGGGGCCAGCGCGGCGAGCGGUGACCCCAUCACCGAGUGCGCCGCCGUCGCCGACUCCUGCAGGAGGGUGGCCGCCGUCGGGAUAAACUGCACCGUUCCAAGGCUGAUCAAUGGCCUGAUCCUCUCCAUCAGCAAGGUGACGAGCAAGCCGAUCGUGGUGUACCCCAACACCGGGGAGACGUACGUGGCCGAGACCAAGGAGUGGGUGGACUCGGCUGGUGCUGGUGCUGGUGGUGGUGGUGCGCCGGGGACGGACUUCGUGUCGUGCGUCGGCAAGUGGAGGCAGGCGGGAGCUUCGCUGGUGGGAGGGUGCUGCAGGACGGCCCCGGCGACGGUGAGGGCCAUCUCACGGGCGCUGCGAGAGGCGGAUGCCGCCGAUACCGACGAUGAGUUCCCUGCAGUGGCCGUGCUGUAGAGACAGUCGUCACCCUUUCUCAGUCCAUCGACAAGAUUUAGCUGAAGUAAACGUGCAUGUAAAUCGUUCUCAUGGCCAUGUUGUGAUGUAAAUAGUUCUCAUGGCUCAGGAAGCUUUGGUUGUUUGAUCUUUUAGUCGUACUAGGAUAAUGCCCGUGCUAGUAUAAUGUCCGGGCGUUCCCACGGAUCAUGAAUAUUUUUUUAUCAAUUGCAAAUAUAAUUACAAUGCA